Molecule: messenger RNA, 2084 nt
Organism: Staurois parvus
Lineage: Eukaryota; Metazoa; Chordata; Amphibia; Anura; Ranidae
Source: the annotation of a GenBank genome assembly
GCCUAUGAGCGUCGUUUUCCCACGUGUCAUCUCAUCCCCAUGUUCGUGGGCAGCGAUAUCAUGAGUGAGUUCCUCAGUGAGGAUGGAGCAGUGCAUGUAGUGGAGAGACGGUGCAAACUGGAUGUAGAUUUGCUCCCCGGCUGCUUAAAAAGAUUGCAGGAGUAGACUAUGUCUACUUCAUCCAAAAAAAUUCCUUGAACAGACGAGAACGGACUCUGCAAAUAGAAGCUUAUAAUGAAACGUUUGCCAGUCGUAUUGUGGUCCAUGAGUAUUGCUGUUACACUGUACAUCCCGACAAUGAAGAAUGGACGUGCUUUGAGCAAUCCGCAAGCUUGGACAUCAAGUCAUUCUUUGGAUUUGAAAGCACAGUGGAAAAGAUUGCCAUGAAGCAGUAUACCAGCAAUAUAAAGAAGGGUAAAGAAAUAAUUGAGUAUUACUUGAAGCAAAUGGAGGAGGAAGGCCUAACACACCUGCCUCGAUGGACUCCUACCACCAAGCAGCAGGAGUGUCUAACCUCUACCUCAGACCAUUCCACAUCUCCUGCCCUGAACAUACCAACUGUAAAUUCUACUGAUGGACACAACAGCAGGGAUAGUCAUCCCACUUCAUCCAGUCCUCCUGAGCCUCUCAGCAGCACUCCUGAUGACAAGCUGGAGGCAGAUUAUAUUAAACGUUACCUGGGAGACCUCACACCUCUGCAGGAGAGCUGCCUUAUCCGCCUGCGACAGUGGCUGCAGGAAACCCACAAAGGCAAAAUCCCCAAAGAUGAACACAUCCUGAGAUUUUUGCGUGCCCGGGACUUUAACAUUGACAAAGCCAGGGAAAUCCUUUGUCAGUCUCUCACCUGGCGUAAACAGCACCAAGUGGACUACCUGCUGAGCACCUGGAGCCCCCCACAAGUUCUGCAUGAUUAUUAUGCUGGAGGCUGGCACCAUCACGACAAAGAUGGUCGACCGCUAUAUGUGCUCAGGCUUGGACAGAUGGACACUAAAGGACUGGUCAGAGCUCUAGGUGAAGAGUCUCUCCUGAGGCAUGUACUCUCCAUUAAUGAGGAAGGUCUACGACGCUGUGAAGAAAAUACCAAAAUAUUUGGACGACCGAUUAGCUCCUGGACCUGCCUUGUGGAUUUGGAGGGACUCAAUAUGAGGCAUUUGUGGAGACCAGGGGUCAAGGCUUUACUGCGAAUCAUUGAAGUGGUGGAAGCAAACUACCCAGAGACAUUGGGGCGGUUGUUGAUCUUGCGAGCUCCCAGAGUAUUUCCUGUUCUGUGGACAUUGGUCAGUCCUUUUAUAGAUGAGAACACAAGGAAGAAGUUUCUUAUUUAUGCUGGUAAUGACUAUCAAGGCCCAGGAGGAUUGGUGGAUUACAUUGACAAAGAAGUGAUUCCAGAUUUCCUUGGUGGGGAGUGCCUGUGCGAGGUUCCAGAGGGUGGGCUGGUUCCCAAAGCUCUGUACCGGACUCCAGAGGAGCUGGAAAGUGAGGAUAUCAGACUGUGGACCGAGACUAUCUACCAGUCAGCCAGCGUGUUUAAGGGUGCCCCACAUGAGGUCUUGGUCCAAAUAGUGGAUGCCUCUUCUGUGAUUACUUGGGACUUUGAUGUUUGUAAAGGGGACAUUGUUUUUAAUAUCUACCACUCCAAGAGAGCGCCACAAGUGCCCAAACGGGAUACUCUCGGAGCUCACGGCAUUACAUCUCCUGUGUGCAACAAUGUGCAAUUAAUUGACAAGGCUUGGCAGUUAGGCCGAGAUUACAGUAUGGUGGAAUCUCCGCUGACCUGCAAGGAGGGAGAGAGUGUGCAGGGUUCUCAUGUAACCCGCUGGCCGGGUUUCUACAUCCUGCAAUGGAAAUUCCACAACAUGCCGGCUUGUGCCACCAGCAGCCUGCCACGUGUGGACGAUGUUCUUGCAUCCUUACAAGUCUCCUCCCACAAAUGCAAAGUAAUGUACUAUACCGAGAUCAUUGGCUCUGAGGAUUUCAGGGGUUCCAUGACCAGUCUUGAAUCGAGCCACAGUGGUUUCUCCCAACUCAGUGCUGCCACCACCUCCUCAAGCCAGUCUCACUCCAGUUCCAUGGUGUCCAGGUAG